AUGUUUGUAUUUCCACUUCCUUCUCAUUCAUUCUUAUGCAACUAUUCAAAAUUAUCAGACGACUGGCAAGAACUGGUUGAUGAAUGCCUCUGCCACGAGGUAGGCAGCAUAAGAAAUCACGCUGCAGUGGCUCUCCCUUCUCUCUGCUCACAGUACUACAUGGUUGGCUGCCAACUUAACGUUGACAAAUCUAAUACAAUCAUACACAGUUAUAUUGACAAAUUGAAAGCUAAUGAUGAAACUACAAGACUGGGGCAUGCUUUAGCUUUAGGUUCUUUACCCGCUGAUAUACUGAAAGGACAUGUUGAUAUUAUAAUUGAUAGUUUGAUAGAAUGUGCUACAUAUACUGAUUCAACUGAAAAAUGGGUUCAAAGUAGAAGGCAAGCAAUUCUGUCUCUUAAUUCUAUCUGCUGCAAAGUUGGAAUUAGCAGUCCAGAUCAAAAGAUAUCCUGUCAAACACACUUGUUAAAAAUACUUUCAUGUAUGGUUGAAGGAUUACUUGAUUAUACCAGGGACGAUACAGGUGACACCGGAGCUUGGGUUAGGGAGUCUUCCAUGACGGGAAUUGAGUCGUUAAUGCAACUUGGAGCAAAAGAAGCACCUGACUUGCUGACUGAAAACAUUGUUGAACGUGCUUUGACCAGAAUCACACAGCAAGCAGUAGAAAGAAUUGAUAGAACUAGAGGAAUUGCAGGCAAUGUGUUUUCUACACUUUUACACAGUAAUCCUCAAAUCCCAUAUAUUCCAAUGCGAGAAGAAUUGGUUUUGGUUUUUCCAGAGGAAGCAUGUAAAAAUGAAAUAAAUUGGUUAUCUGGUCUAGAAACAUUCCCUAGGUUUACUCAACUGCUAUCACUUGAAAGUUAUACUAAGCCUAUCCUAACAGGAUUGAUUGUUUCUGUAGGAGGGAUUACAGAAAGUUUGGUUACUGCUUCUAGCAACUGUUUGUUUGACUAUCUUAGAGGUCAGAAUUCUAAUGAACUUCAUAGGAUCUGUGAUACAAUAGCUUUCAUCUAUGAUACAAAUUUACAAAAUGAUAGGAUAAUAUUACCAAUGCUAAGCUUUCUUGACAAGCUUCUUGGAUCAGGCACAAUCAAUCAAGUACUCAAAGAUCCUAAUUCCAAAUUUGCUCUACAGAUUUUCAACUUGACUAGGUCAGCAUUGACUGGCACUCUUGAUAAAUUUAAACUGCUGAGGUCUGUGGACGUGUAUUGUCAACUAAUACAGGUUGAUGGUGCAGUAUGCAAGAAGGCACUCGGACGGCUCAUGAUCUUGCUUUGCCAUAGGUUUGGUUGGCUGAGGAAAGCAACAGCAACAAAGUUAUACGAAUCCCUUAUGUUGUAUCCUGAUAUCCCAGGAUUAUCUGAAGAAUCUUUGGAUUCUAUCCUUUCAUUACUUUCGGAAGCUGAAUGGACAACUGUAGAUAUCUCUCGCCCUGUUAGGAAUAAAAUAGCAGAAUUACUAGGAAUCAAACCUCCUGUCCCAGUCCCAACUGUCUAA
This is a messenger RNA of Nezara viridula (southern green stink bug), 1497 nucleotides long. NCBI's taxonomy places the organism in Eukaryota, Metazoa, Arthropoda, Insecta, Hemiptera, Pentatomidae. The record is from the annotation of a GenBank genome assembly.